CCAGCCCAGAAAAUUACUCGAAAGCUCCGAACUCAACGAUUUAUCCACCUCUCGUCGUCGGGCCCUUUUCCUCAAUCCAUCAACCUCGACGCAGAUUGUCCACGGCCUCAAUUGUCUGGACCAGUUCCUCACCUCUCGUCUCGUCCUCUUCUCUACCUGUCCUUCGUUCUGCCACGUUUUCAAAAUGCUCUCUGCGGUGCUUAGACGGCGCGCGGUGCAAUCCACCACCUCAUUCUCCUACCAAUUCGCGCGAUGCUAUGCCUCGAAAUCUUUCCCGCCCCACACAGUGGUCACAAUGCCUGCUCUGUCCCCUACUAUGACAGCUGGUAAUAUCGGGACGUGGCAGAAGAAAGUCGGCGACUCAAUCGCUCCUGGAGAUGUACUGGUGGAGAUCGAAACCGACAAGGCACAGAUGGACUUCGAGUUCCAAGAAGAUGGUGUUUUGGCAAAGAUCUUGAAGCAAUCAGGCGAGAAGGAUAUCGCAGUUGGUAACCCUAUCGCAGUUAUGGUUGGGGAGGGUGAGGAUGCAUCGGCGUUCGAAUCAUUCACACUCGAAGAUGCUGGAGGAGAGAGCGCACCAGCACCACCACCAAAGGAGGAGGCAAGCGAAUCCUCAGAGCCUGCGGACACCAAGUCCGGAACUGCUCCACCAAAGGCCGAAUCAACACCAGCUCCCGAGCAACCCGUGUCGAGUGGGGGCAGAUUACAACCAGCUCUGGAGAGAGCACCAAAUGCAAGCGCAGCUGCUGUCAGGUUGGCAAUUGAGAGCGGAGUUAAGAUCACUGGUCUAAAAGGGACCGGAACCGGUGGACAGAUCACUGAGGCUGAUGUCAAGAAGGCUUCAUCUGGAAGCUCAUCUGCUGCACCGGGCGCCACCCCAGCAGCUUCAUAUACCGACACACCUAUCUCCUCUAUGCGCAAAACCAUCGCUAACCGCCUUACCGAGUCUAUGAACCAAAACCCCCACUACUUCGUUGCUGCCUCAGUCUCAGUUACCAAGCUCUUGAAGCUCCGUGCUGCUCUUAACGCCUCCGCAGAUGGCAAGUACAAGCUCUCAGUCAAUGAUUUCCUGAUCAAGGCCUGUGGUGUUGCAUGCAAGAAGGUUCCUACCGUCAACUCGAGCUGGAGGGACGGUUUCAUCCGCCAAUUCAACAAUGUUGAUAUCAGCGUCGCCGUUGCAACUCCAGUUGGUCUUAUGACCCCAAUCGUCAAGUCAGUUGAAGGCCUCGGACUCGAAUCCAUCUCCGCACAAGUUAAGGAUCUCGGCAAGCGCGCCAGAGACGGCAAGCUCAAGCCAGAGGAGUACCAGGGCGGAACUUUCACUAUUAGCAACAUGGGUAUGAAUUCAGCCAUCGACCGCUUCACAGCUGUCAUCAACCCCCCACAAGCUGGUAUCCUUGCUGUCGGAACCACCAAGAAGGUCGCCAUUCCCGUCGAGACAGAGGAGGGCACAUCAAUCGAGUGGGACGACCAGAUAGUAGUCACCGGUAGCUUUGACCACAAGGUUGUUGACGGUGCUGUUGGAGGCGAGUGGAUCAAGGAGUUCAAGAAGGUGGUUGAGAAUCCUUUGGAGCUGUUGCUAUAAGUUGGUGUUAAUGGACAGGACAUCGAGCUCAGAAGGUGGUGACGAAGGACUCGAAGUUGGGAGAUGGGGAGGCUCCUUGUGACUGUAAUUGGCAUAGAGAUUCCCCAUGUAACCGUGUACAAUGACCUCUGCAUUUCUUGCAACUCAAAAGAAACCUUGCGGCUCCAUUUUUUUGUGUUAUUAUUUCGCACUCGCUUGAAAAGUCGCCGAACUCUCUCAUCAAUAAGAGGACUAAAUGUCAUUGUAUCCGCCUCAAAAGGAGAGUAAGGGGUAUCCUCAAAGAGAAGAAAAUAUUGUGUAUAGUAAGUAUUUGAACUAUGUA
Messenger RNA from Cadophora gregata, 1907 nucleotides. RefSeq names its product pyruvate dehydrogenase complex dihydrolipoamide acetyltransferase component (E2) (gene LAT1). Gene Ontology annotation, molecular function: dihydrolipoyllysine-residue acetyltransferase activity. The record is from RefSeq and is a predicted model, not a curated record. Bases 185 to 1585 code for a protein of 466 amino acids. Lineage: Eukaryota; Fungi; Ascomycota; Leotiomycetes; Helotiales; Ploettnerulaceae. Gene Ontology annotation, biological process: pyruvate decarboxylation to acetyl-CoA. The transcript has 3 exons. Gene Ontology annotation, cellular component: pyruvate dehydrogenase complex.